Molecule: messenger RNA, 3378 nt
Organism: Glarea lozoyensis ATCC 20868
Lineage: Eukaryota; Fungi; Ascomycota; Leotiomycetes; Helotiales; Helotiaceae
Exons: 5
Coding region: 1-3378 (1125 amino acids)
Biological process (GO): mitochondrial respiratory chain complex II assembly
Cellular component (GO): mitochondrion
Source: RefSeq, a predicted model, not a curated record
AUGGUGCGUUAUUCGGGGCUUCAGAAGGAAGUCUUUGCAUUGUAUCGACAAUGUCUUCGAGUCAGCAGGAAAAAACCAGAAAGCUCAAGGGCACAUUUCGAAUCCUACGCGAGAAAUGAAUUCAAGAAAAGCAUCGGCCUCGACAAGAAAGAUUUUGGUGCAAUUGAGUACCUAUUACGAAAAGGCCGCAGACAAGUCGAAAUCCAAACUACCACUCCAAGUGCAGCAGAAGAAGUCCUACGUACGCCUUUGAGCGCCGCUUUGCAACAAGAGAGGAGGAAACAACGCCAGAUUGCUCGUAGUCGUAGUAAGAGCUCUCCGAGUUCGAUUGCCACAUCAUCUCGCAGGAAGGGCUAUGGAAGGAUGUCACGAAAUAUACAGUUUGUUGGGAAGCAGAAUUUACGAGUGCGUAAUGGUACCAGAAGUCCUUACCAGAAUCGCAAUGUUAUUGUAUCCUCGGAUGGAGCUGGCGUAUUUACGAAGCGACCGCCCUUCGACUCCACGCAAAGUACCGGCACUGUACUGGAUUUCGGAGAUACAGAUAUCCCAUGCGGCUCUCAACCGACUGGAACAGAACAUCACAAUCGAAAAGAUAUCCGCUUUGCCUCACGAGGUCCUGUUACCCGGAUUUCCAAGGCCGCCGAGAAGACGAGAAUUGCUAAGCGGCGUUCAGUAACACCGUCAAUCGGCAGACAAUCUCCUAGACAGCAAUCACCAGAUCGGACGCACACUCGAGCCUUUGACAAAAUCCAUCAACAAAAACCCCACAAACGUCCGCAGGUUGCUGAUUUAGGCCGGUCGUACGAUCCUCGGAUCGACCCUUGCGAGCACAUCGACUGUACACCUGCGGAUGAAUAUGUUUCUUUGGAAUCUGCACCAAAUUCGCAGGCACAAACUUCUGCCAUAAGCUCUGCAGAGUCAUCUCAGAAGACUGCGAAGGCACGAUUCAAUGACGCUACUCUGUGGGAGACCAUAGAUUCAACGAGAUUUCCGCCUGAUGAUGCGAGCAUCUCAACGCCAGUACCUUCCUCAGACGCUCCCACUUCGAAUGUAUCAUCUCGUAAUCGGAAACAAGCUAGGCAGCUUACAAGAUUUCAAAAACAGUUGGAGCUCCACUACAAGGCUGUCAGCUCCCUGCCAAAACAAUCCCUCGUUCUUUCUCCCUCUGCAACAACGAUAUCCGCAAAUACUGUCAAGGCAUUUCUACCCUACCACACUCAAUUCAAGUCCGCUGGCCUCGCUAUCACUUCUCACGAGCAACAAAGAAAAUCUCUACCGCCAAAACGCAAUUCCUACUCUCCAUGUAUAGAGAGUAUCGCAGAUAGAAAACAAAACGAAGUCGGGGGCAAUGAUGGCCAUGGCUCUUUUGUUUCAGGGACUACCGGCACUACAGGCACUACGAUACUCGGUUUUACACCUCCGCAUGAAAAGACAUAUGGAGUCUCGACCAAAGACCGUGCUCGCUCAUCGUCUGCGUCGGAUUAUACAGCUGUUGGCUUCACUCCACCCCACGAGAAGAUGAUAUCACGCCCUGUCUUCCAACAGAAUCGACAAGGUCCCAUAUCGUCAAAUCGAAACAAUAUUCCAUGGCUUCAAAGACAAGAUGUAUCUCCCAAACAAACACUUCCUCCGCCUAGAAUGAGUAAGACACAACCUAGCAGAUACAAGAAUUCAAGAUUCGGAGAGCCACCGGCAAGCUACCAAGGCCCGAAGAACAUGGCUGGCCUAGUACCUAUGACACAGCAAACAAAUGAAGUUGAGCAGAAUCCCUUGGAAUACAGUGAGGAUGAUCAGUCAUCUUCCACGGUUAAGGCUAUGUCCCAGCAGAUUAAUGAAAAAGCCACCCAGACCGAACCCGCCUCAAUGAAAUACGUAGACGCUCGCACCCAGACCGUAGAUGAGGAAUCGACGGACCAAAAAUACGAAGACUCUCUUACCUAUCUAUGCGGAUCAACCAACCCAGACAAGGACUCUUCGAACAAUACCGCCAGGCACACCAGAGUCCCGACCACAGAGAACGCUAAGGAUUUGGCGGCUACAGCCUUAAGCUGUACAUGGAAAAGAUCACGCCUACCAUGGGAACGUCCGAAGAGAACCGCAACACCCUGCCCAAUGGCCGCCAGCGAUCAUGGAGUUAAUGGGGACCCAUGUGAUUUACAACAAGACUCCGAAAAUCCAACUGAAGUCUGCUCUACCGUUUCUGAUGCGCAGAAUUGUGAAACACCCAUCAGCCAAUUAACUCCACGUCUACCUACGCUAGCUCCUGUCAAAUGUCUGGGUUGCGAAGUCUUAAUUAAUAAAAAUGAGAACCUCGACGGGCCAACAGGGCAAGCUCAAUCAAACUCGAUUUCGGAAGAUGCCAACGCCCAGCCACAUAUCGAGCAGGCACAUUCGCUCUGUCAGCAGUGUUCUCAGUCAGUUUAUACAGCGUAUGUGGUUACCCCUAGUCGAAAGCCUACUUCGCCACCCAGACAUUCACACUCCCACACCCAUGGUGUGCAUGAUCGGUCGGCGCAGCCACAAGAGGCGGCGUUUCGUAACAUGGAUGAUGAGGAAGUUGCUGAUGCAACAUCUAAUUCUCACGUACACAAGUCCAAACACCGAAGGAGAAAAUCUGAACAGCACAGUCGACACACAGAUCCAGUGAAACAGUCUUCUAUACCUCGAAUUGAUCCUAGCCUCAAUCUUCCUUCGCAGGAAAUUGAACAAUACGGGGAUUACGUUCAAUCUUCCUCGCAACCAAGGAAAGCUCGUCAUAUCCAUUGGCCGCAUUCGCAGCGUCAUGGUGCUCCAGCCCAACAAUCAAACGGCGCCGAGGCUGCUGCUGUUAGACACUACACAUCUUCUUCCAGGCCAAAGCAUCACACCAAGACUCAUGGUUCACACCAUAUGCAUCAUGCGCCUAACUCAGCUUCGUCACUUUCUAACCCCGCGCCGCAUAGAACUUCGAAGACCACAAACCAGAAAGUAUUUGACGGACUCCAGGUUGCAACGGCAGCCGCAUGCGACAAAGACCUGGAUGCAUGGCUUAUAGAGGUCAAUGGCACAGGAGUUCGCCAUUUCCUAGCCAAUCUCAGCAAGUUCGAACCACUUGGCGUUAACGCACUUUCAAACGUAGCGAAGAGGGCAGCGAGGGACAGACGAGAGCAACUGCUGGUCUGGGAGAAAGUAAGGGAGCAGAAUUUGAUGAAACAGGAGCAGGAACGGACUGAGAGACAUAUUCAUCGGGAUAAGCAUACUAAAUUGGGAUUGGAUAUGGAGACUGAUGGUCCGAAGGGUGCUGAGGAGGCGAGGUGGAUUUUGGAAGACUCAGGCUUGAAGAAGGAUGGGAAGGGGGGGUUUAGUUUGGGGAAAGAAGGCAUUGUUAGGGAUGAUUAG